Messenger RNA from Acanthosepion pharaonis, 3030 nucleotides. The record is from the annotation of a GenBank genome assembly. Lineage: Eukaryota; Metazoa; Mollusca; Cephalopoda; Sepiida; Sepiidae.
AUGCUUGCAAAAAAUGAUGAGAUCUCAGGUGGGAAAUUGGCUACAGAUAAUAAAAAUGAAUAUGUGAGUCUAUCCAUUGAGUUGCAGGGUAUGUGUGUCCCCUUCAAUGUAAUGCUACGGCCAUAUGCUAUGUUCAUCCAUGGACAAAUCUACAGUGGCAUUACAGAAAGGAGAGAAUUUAUGUUUAUCAACAACAGUAUCAGCUCCAUCAAAUUUAAUUGGGAAUUAUUUAACAAUGAAUUCUUCAUUCUGGAAGUAGAGCCAGCAAAUGCUACACUAGAUCCGAAUCAGGAGAUGCAAUUGCAAUUGUGUGUGACUGGAUGUUGCCCAGGGCCCAUUAAUCAUCAACUGAGAUGUUACUUGGAAUAUCAAGAUGAACCUAUAUAUUACAAUGUACAAGUUGAUAUCAAAGGAGCUGAUGUUGCUAUUGAAGAACCUAAUGUUGAUUUUGGUCUUGUUUGCCGUGGAGAAUGCGUAACAAGGGAAAUAACUCUGAAUAACAAAUCUCCAAUCCAGGCCCAGUUCUCAGUUCAAGAGGAAAUAAAAUCAAAUUCUGAUCUAACUGAAUUGAAGAUCUUCCCUGAAAAUGGAACUCUCCAGCCACUGGAGUCUUGCAAAGUGUCUAUCAGUUACAAUGCUCAAAAUCUACUCCCAUUUACCAAAUAUAUUUCUGUACAAAUUAUAGGUGGAGAAAAAAGGAAUGUUCUUGUUUAUGGGGAAGUGCAAAACCCACAGGUUGUACUGGAAUCAUGUCAGCUUCAUAUGGAAGGACUCUACCAUAAUGUUCCUGGUACUUAUCAAGUGGUGUUAAUCAAUAACACAUUACUGCAGACAAACUUUGAAUGGCAACAGGCUUUUGGAAGCCAGGCAAAGUUUUGUGAUAUAGAGAUUGUGCCACAAUCAGGUUACAUUGGUCCAAGGGAAAAAAAAACAAUGGAUUUGAUCUUUACUGCUUACAAUAAGGUACUGUUCUAUGAUAUUUAUAUUAGCUGCCAAAUUUAUGGAAUGGAAACACAGCCAUGUUUGUCACUCUCAGGAGACGUCUUGGGUGUGAAUGUUGAGUACAGGAUUUCAUUGGAGGACUCUUUGCCUCCAGAGCAAAGCAAUGAAGCUGAAAAGGUUCUUAAUUUUGGUGAAGGUGUCCUCAUUAAUUCUCUGUCUCAUGGCUACAUACAUAUUUUGAAUCAUUCUGCUAUUGACACAACAUUUAAGGCUUAUAUUGAACACUUCCCAGCUAGAUUACCAUCACCGCCAGUAACUGAUGAGAAAUAUAAAAACUGUCAUUCCAGAAGAGAUUCAAUUUGGAAAAAGUUGAAUCAUAUAAAACCACCAGGAACUUUUUUAACCAGUAUAGACACAGAAGAGAAGAAUUCCUAUUUGAGAGACAACAAUGGUGCCGCCUUCCUGAUAACUCCCAAAAGUGGCAGUCUUUCUGCAUAUGGUUCUGUAGUUAUUCAAGUUUCUGCCAUUCACAACAUGUGGGGUCAAUAUUCAGAUACUUUCUGCUGUCAGGUGGGUGAGUUAGAAAUGGUUAAAAUUCCAAUCAUAUUAAAUGUAGUUGGGGCACCUCUCAAGUUCCUUAUGAUGGGGCGAAAUACAGACCAAGCACCUAAAUUAAGAUUUGGGUCCGAAGUUGCUGGAAAUGAUUCCACUGACCGGAAACUGAGAAUUUGUAACACAAGUCCUUUUGAUAUUAGAGUAGACUGGCUUGGAUACAACAUAUACGAUGAUGAUGACAAGCUUUUAGACUUCAAAGUGAUAUAUGGUGAUGCCUUUCCCAUUUUGGGAGAAGAUGGUUUGGAAGUGUGUCCGUCUGCUCCAGAAUCUCUUCCUGAACAAAGUUCUUCUGAAUCAGUUGAAACAGUGCAAAAACAGAGAAAUGACGCAAUAUUCGGCUCUGAGAAUUUCAUAAAAGCAAUCGUUAAUAUUCACAGUGGCACCCAGUCAGACAAACCGUUCACUAUCAUUCCAAAGCAAAUGGUGAUUCCUGCAAAUUCUGAUGAAACCUAUGUCACGGUACGCUUUUCACCUCCACUGGCACAAGAAGUGACCCAUGAAUUUAAUUGUGUUUCUUUUGGACUUGGCUACUUGAAUUUGUGUAACCAUGAGGAGAAUGACAAAUCCUCUACAAUAUCCCGACCACAAGGUUAUGAUAUUGCCCCUUUGACCAUCCAUAUGACAGCUCAUGUUCUUCCUGCUCAGCUUUAUGUAGAUUUUAUGGGCGAAGAUCAACUAUAUUUUGAAUGCAACCUGUGUCAACUCUUAGAGAAUAACAAGCUUUGUGAAAAAAAAAUGAUGACAUCUUCACUGAAAUUGAUAAACCUCACUCAGACAUCAAUGAAUUUUAUGCUUUUGACCAAGGAACCUUUCACUUUUACUAAUCUUCAACUGAGUUCUUUGGAUAAUACAAAUGAAAAACAUUCAACUUUCUUUACACUCUACCCCCAGAAGCACCUAAUGGUAAAAGUGGGUUUUCUUUUAAGCUCAGAAAUCCUGAGUUACCGGCAGAUGCUAGAAGCAGAAGAUACAUGCCUUCUGGAUGGUGUAAGUUUGAAGACAGUUGGUAAAGAAAUGUGGAUGCAGUUCACCAAUGCCAUAACCAUAAAGUUCAGAAAUGAAACAACUCAGACAAUAACCACAGAGGCAAAAGUUGCACUACCAGAUUUUGACGUCUCCACUGAUAAAAUUGAUUUUGGUAUAUGUUGGAUUGGGCAGGAAAAAUGGGAAGAAUUUACACUGAUAAAUACGUCACAGUCGAAGUCUUUAUUCUUCAUCAGUAUUGAUGUUUCAUGUUCAUGUUGUGAUACCAAAACUUUCUAUACGGAGCCUAGUAGUGGUUAUCUUGAAGGACAUGUCACUCAUGCAGAUGCUUAUUGGACAAAAAUUAAAAUCUUCUUUGCAGCAAAAAAAGUUGGAGGACAUCAGGCAAAAUUGAAUAUAAGUGGCAUCAUGGGAGAAAAGCAGCAGCAGAUCAACGUGAAAGGCUAUGGUUCUCAUGAUGGACGGCAUUGUUCAGUUAUAGAAGGCUAA